Messenger RNA from Trichoplax adhaerens, 2310 nucleotides. RefSeq lists its product as uncharacterized. The transcript is spliced from 22 exons. Gene Ontology annotation, molecular function: protein binding; protein phosphatase regulator activity. The record is from RefSeq and is a predicted model, not a curated record. Bases 1 to 2310 code for a protein of 769 amino acids. NCBI's taxonomy places the organism in Eukaryota, Metazoa, Placozoa, Uniplacotomia, Trichoplacea, Trichoplacidae. Gene Ontology annotation, cellular component: cytosol; protein serine/threonine phosphatase complex.
AUGCCAUCAAAAGGAAACUUUAAAAUGCAUAGUGCCGAAGCUUCAAGCAUAGUUAACGCAGAUACAUUUGCUCAACAUUUCUUUCCUAUUAUUCAAGCUAAUACUGAUCACAAAGAUAGCAGUGUUGCUAGCAUAUGGUUUGAUAACUUAGUUUUUAGUAUAACCAUCAUUCCUCGCCAUCAACUCCAGGAAAGGGUUUUACCCAUGCUUAUUGAUAAAGCAAAGCUUUCCCAAUCGGUAGCUUCGCGGCUAUCCAGUUGCUUAUUAUCCGGUAGCUUAGCUCGACGAUUUGAUUCAGAAUGGAUCAAUAAAAAUAUAAUCCCUAUAGUAAAAAGUUUAUGUCAAGACGUAGAUUAUGAAGUACGCGGAAGAAUGUGUGCUAAUUUACCUCCAAUUAUUCAAUCAUUAAACACAGCAGAUAUUAAGCGAUUUAUCCUACCCGAAUUAAUUGAACUACUAAAUGAUGAAGAAAGCAGCGUGAGAAUAGCAAGCUUAGCUUGCAUAGCGGAAGCUGUAGAUCCUCAAGAUGCAGCAACCAAGGAAAAAAUUUAUCCUACUAUAAAACAUUUAUGCGAGUUAGCAGUUGAUAAACAAGAUAAUUCAUUAACAGUAAUUUCAAGAUGUUAUGGUAAACUUUGCAUAGGAUUGGAUGCAAAUCUAACUAAAGAUGAAAAAGAAUGGUUGAAGUCGUUUUAUGCUAAGAUGUCAACAUUAGGUCUUGGGCCAUCCGAUAAAGUAAAAACUCCAGUAUCAAACUCUUUAUUAAAUUCAAAUACUUUGAAGCAAACCUCACAUGGUGUCAGCCAAGACUGUAGAAUCAACUGUGCUUAUAAUUUUCCAGCCCUGACUGUAUUUGUCAAUGCUGCGGCGUUUCAAUCUAAUUUAGCUAAAAUUUUGAAGCAAUUUUGUUCCGAUCCGUGCUCAACUGUCAGAAAGACGAUUGCAUGCAGCUUUCACGAGGUUGCCAAGAUAUUAGAAGAUGAAGCAUCAUCACUUUAUUAUAAUUUGGUAGAGUUAUUACAAGACCAGGACACUGAGGUAUUACGUUGCCUCAUUCCUUACCUUGAUCAAAGCAUAAGAAGCGUAGUAAAAAAUUCAACUGACAAGAACAUAACAAAUCUACUUUUGGCACUAUCUAUCUGUGAACGAACUGUAAUUGCUUCUUGUAAAUGGCGACUUCAUUGCGAAUUACUAACAAGUUAUCAGUGCCUAAGUAAAAUUGCAACGUCUGAACAAAUCUUUUCUCAAUUUGUUCCGCAUCUGUUCAAGCUAUUAAGCUUUGCUUCCAGAGAAAAAGUAAGGAAAGAACAAUCUAAUGAUGAAAUUAAAGAACCUAUAAAAAAUCAGUAUGUUAUCCCAGUUAAGUUAGCCGCUGCAAGAACUCUUUGCGUAUUUCUGCGCUACAAUACUAAAGCUGAUCAAAAGAAGGAAAUUUGUCAACGAUUAGUUGAUGACUAUGGAAAAAGUGAUAGCUACUUGAAUCGAUCUCUCUUUGUGGAUAUUUCUAAGAUUGUUUUGGAAGUCUUUUCUCAAAAAUAUUUCAAGGACAAUUUUAUCGAUGUUAUCUUCCAAUUAAUGUCCGAUCCUGUUGCCAAUGUCAAAUUGAAAAUUUGCCCUAUGUUAGCUAGCUUAAAAUCAAUUAUGAAAAUUCCUACUGAUCACGUACUUAUGAAGCAGCUGGAAGCAUGUGUACUUAAAAUGCUAUCCAGUGAACGUGACAAAGAUGUUUCAGAAUCGCUGCGGAAGUCGAGCUCUCUAUCACACGUCAAGCAAAAUGUAAAGGAUAAAGAGAAAGAAGACGAAGAAAGACGAAUUCUUUUGCAAGAAAAGGAAGAAGAAGCAAAAGUUAAAUUAGCAACCAAGCCAAAGAAAACGAAUUCGAGUAAAAAACAUAAUAAUGAAAAAAUUAGCUUAAAAAAGGAAAAUAAUACGACGAAGCGGCCAUCAAUAGGAGUAGCUUCUUCAAUUUCAAGUCGGCCUACAACCUUGGGUGUGUCUUCUAGCAGUCAAUCUUCCAUUAAUCACAAUCACAAAUCGACGCAAGCUGUAAAAUUACCGCCUGCACAAAAAGAUUCUGUUACGGCUCAAUCACGAAGUAAAUUUCAAGUUACUAACGUUCAAUCUGAAAUUCGAAAGCAAAGAAGUAAUAGUACACCACCACUUAAUAGUCCUGGUUCAUCGACUAGCAGCACUGGUACAAAAUAUCCAGGUUCUCGAAACAGUGUCUCCAAGAGCAAAUCUUCAACGCAGUCGCUUAAGAGCACAACAUCUACAAUGAAAAAAUCAAAUUCUACAACGGCCAAGCGUUAA